UAGUGAGAUUCUUUGGUGCCGUUGCAAGCCGCAACAGUGAACAGACAGCUCGAGCUCACACUUAAGGGUUUAUUUGAAUAAAGAACACAAUGUCUCGGAGAUAUGACUCCAGAACGACCAUCUUCUCUCCAGAGGGGCGGUUGUAUCAGGUAGAAUAUGCCAUGGAAGCCAUUGGUCAUGCUGGCACCUGCCUGGGCAUUUUGGCCAAUAACGGUGUGCUGUUGGCGGCAGAAAGGAGGAACAUCCAUAAACUGCUGGAUGAGGUUUUCUUCUCAGAGAAGAUUUACAAACUCAAUGAAGACAUGGCGUGCAGUGUUGCUGGAAUUACAUCAGACGCCAAUGUGCUCACGAACGAACUGAGACUCAUCGCACAGAGGUAUCUCUUACAAUAUCAGGAGCCCAUUCCCUGCGAGCAGCUGGUUACAGCCCUGUGUGACAUCAAACAGGCUUACACACAGUUUGGAGGUAAGAGGCCAUUCGGUGUUUCCUUGCUGUAUAUGGGAUGGGACAAACAUUACGGAUUUCAGCUUUAUCAGAGUGACCCCAGUGGAAACUACGGAGGCUGGAAAGCCACAUGUAUCGGCAACAACAGCGCCGCUGCUGUGUCGAUGCUGAAGCAGGAUUUUAAAGAUGGAGAGAUGACUCUUUCAGCUGCCCUCGCUCUCGCCGUCAAAGUGCUGAACAAGACCAUGGACGUCAGCAAGCUGUCUGCAGAAAAAGUUGAGAUAGCCACACUGACACGAGAAAACGGCAAAACCAGAAUCAAAGUCCUGAAGCAGAAGGAGGUGGAAGAACUGAUCAAGAAACACGAAGCAGAAGAGGCCAAAGCAGAGAAGGACAAGAAAGAGAAGGAACAGAAGGAGAAAGACAAAUAAAAACACCUGCACAUCUUUUCUACUCGAUUGCAAAAGCUCCUCUGGGAUUUAGAGAGAUCAUUUUGUUCUGUCUGUCAACCAAUCUGUCAUUUUCUUUAUUAAACAUAAAACGAAAAGACAGAAGUCUGGACAUUUUCUGUUUU
Messenger RNA from Triplophysa rosa, 1018 nucleotides. RefSeq names its product proteasome 20S subunit alpha 4 (gene psma4). The transcript is spliced from 9 exons. The record is from RefSeq and is a predicted model, not a curated record. Gene Ontology annotation, biological process: ubiquitin-dependent protein catabolic process. NCBI's taxonomy places the organism in Eukaryota, Metazoa, Chordata, Actinopteri, Cypriniformes, Nemacheilidae. Bases 90 to 875 code for a protein of 261 amino acids. Gene Ontology annotation, cellular component: proteasome core complex, alpha-subunit complex; proteasome core complex; cytosol.